Helicoverpa armigera (cotton bollworm) is the source of this 2212-nucleotide messenger RNA. It is a transcript of the gene Mtnr, whose product is annotated as histamine H2 receptor. The transcript has 4 exons. Gene Ontology annotation, molecular function: G protein-coupled photoreceptor activity. Lineage: Eukaryota; Metazoa; Arthropoda; Insecta; Lepidoptera; Noctuidae. Gene Ontology annotation, biological process: cellular response to light stimulus; phototransduction; G protein-coupled receptor signaling pathway. The record is from RefSeq and is a predicted model, not a curated record. Gene Ontology annotation, cellular component: plasma membrane. The coding region runs from base 190 to 1254 and encodes 354 amino acids.
AUUUUCCAAAAAAUAUUCAUUUGAACUCUCAUCUUUGAUUCUCAUUUGCAAUAUAUUUUGAUUUUUAGUCGAGUUGCACUUUGCAACUGGCUUUAAAGUGUUAGUUUAAAAGUUUUGUAAAGUUUUCCGAAUCGGUUAAAUUUUACGAGUUUUUCUUCGAUGCGCUGAGUUCUUCGGAGUUUAGCAACCAUGAGGAACUUCACGUUCCCGAUAAACAACUACGGAAACUUCAACCGCAGCAUCUCGCCCAUCACGCUGGACGCCGAGUGGUCGACUCUCAGUCGGCUCCUAUUCAUCUUAAUCAGCUCUAUAGCGGGCACCUUUCUUAACGGCUUUUUUAUCUCAUCCUUCUUUAUAGAGCAUUCUCUGAAACGGCUCGGUAAUGUGUACCACGCUUGUGUGGGGAUCUGCGAUCUGUUGAUCACGUCAGCCGUGAUGCCGGCCGCCGUAGUAGUGCUGCUGUCUGGUGAAUGGGAUCUGCUGGAAGUCUGCAAGGGCAUGCAGUUCGUGACCAUCGCUGCGACUUACUGCCACAGCGUGUUCUUUGCUUUUGUGACGGCCGAGACGUACGUGCGAGUGGUCCACGGGCCGCGAUGUUACGACGCGUUCCUACAGAUGGGUAUCGGUCUGGUCGCCAUUCUCAUCUACCUGUUCGGCUUCCUUCUCGCUGCCGUCGGCGUCUACAGCGGAUUCGAUUACGACUAUUGCGAGCGACGUCACCAUGGCAACUUGUACUUCCGCGUCAUCACCUCCCUUUCGGUUCAUGGCGUGACCUGCGUUCUUACGAUCUACUUCUUGAUAGCCUCCGCCAUUAACAUCCGAUGCCUCUCCCGCUUGCAAGCUCAGUACAAGAGAUCCCAGCAGUACGACCGCGACUUCAACAUGAUCCAUUUGAACAUGGCCGCUUACGUCCUCUACAUGACGUGUUGGAUCCCGUACAUCGUGACGGUCUACAAGUACCCCGACGCUUACGAUGGUCUAUACUACCACUCGGCUUGGAUUGGCGCAUACCGCUCUAUGAUCAACGGUUUACUAUACAGUGCUAUGAACGCGAACUUCCGUCAGGCAUUUUCCCAGCUCUUCGUUUACUGCUGCUGCAAGAACAGCCUCUCUGCCCCGUUCCGAAGCCGCCACCGACGCAAUCUUGAUUACUCUACGCCAUCUGGUGAAGUCAGGGUCCAUGUCAUGCACAAGGCCAUUGCCCCUAGCAGCCCCUCACGACCUGGCACCUCUCGCGACACUCAGGAAUUAUGAGUAUUUACCUACACUUGCCAGUAUGUCAUGGGCUUUCUUAAGCACUAGAGCGUAUUUCACUAUCCCGAUCCUCAAAGACUUAACGCGCCUUUUAAUUAAAAUAUACUUCUAUUUGUUAGGGCGUUAAGUUUUUGAUGAUCUCGGCGCUCUAAUGACAACUGACCAUCGACGAAGUCGCAUCAUCUGCGCAACGACAACCAUUGAUUAACAUUCUCUUUGACGUUCAUGUUCAAUUUCUUGGAAUCUCAGUGUUGACUGUGCGUAGUAGUUGGUUCUUCUUAGAGUCACUAUCCCACCUUUUGUAAAUAAAUCUUCAUGACAUUUUAAUUAUAUAUAUACAGUUGUUAACCCCUAUAUAUUGAAAUUUGACUAAAAUUUAUUUCACUGUGCCUACCUACGAAUUUUAUAAAUACCUUGUAUCUACUUUUAUUUUGAUACUGUACCUAUAUCCCUAACUUUUACUACGAAUUUACAACGGUACUUUACAGUUUUUAUCCUAAUAUUAAUUAUUAUAAGCAUUUUACAUAACAACGUACGGGCUAGCUUUGGGGUACUCACAGUGUUUUCAAAAUUGAUGUUUUUUUUAUACUUUACAAUUUUAAUGUGGUGAAUUUGGUUGUAAGUGAAAAAAAUUAUAUUUAUUGUUUUAUAAGUAUAAAUAUUUAUUGUUAUUAUUAAGUUUGCACCGAUUGCAAUAAGCGGUCGGUUUUUUUAUUAAGUUACCAAAAAGUCACCAUUACGUGUACCUAAUUAAAUUUUAAAUCACGCACAAUUAUUUAUAUUAUUGUAAGUUAAAGAUAUUACUUUAUUUAUGAUGUUUUUGUUAUGUAGAUUAUUAACGUGACUAAACAGUUCGUAAUAGUAUAUUUGUUACAAAUAUAUAUGAGAAAUAAAAAAUAUAUAUCUAUAGGUUAAUAUUUUCCAAACUGUUUUCAAAUUCAAGUGUUUUAUUCCCAAA